AAUGGCUUAUCAAAAUUACAGCAUUGGAUCCGACUUCGAAUUUUUCGACGAAAUGGAAAACGAUACAAUGGGAUUUGAUGACGAUAACGGCACAAAGUUUGAUAACGUAACGUACAACCGUUAUGGUCGUGUGAAACUGCGGACGAUUAGCAUGGAUAUUCAGAUAGCCUUUUAUUCCGUGAUAUUUUUAUUGGCUGUAGUGGGAAAUAUUCUAGUUAUUGUAACUUUAAUCCAGAAUAAACGAAUGCGGACGGUAACCAAUGUAUUUUUAUUAAGUUUAGCUAUAAGUGACUUGUUAUUAGCUGUAUUUUGUAUGCCUUUUACCCUUGUGCCAGUUCUACUCAGGAAUUUUAUCUUCGGAGCUGUGAUGUGUGUUCUAAUUCGAUAUCUUCAAGCUGUAUCCGUGGGGGCUAGUUGUUUUACUCUGGUGGCCAUCAGCAUGGAGAGAUAUUACGCCAUUUGUCAACCGCUCCACUCUCGAUCGUGGCAAACUUUGUCCCAUUCCUACAGGAGCAUCGCUGUUUGCUGGGCACUAUCUGCUGUAAUCAUGACACCUAUAGCCGUGUUUCAAUCUCACCGUCGCCUUCCCAGUGGAGCCCAUUCUUGUCGGGAAAAAUGGCCGGAUUCUAAUUGGGAGAAGGCCUACAGUGUGUUCCUGGACCUGGCUUUACUCGUGGUACCAGUGCUGAUCAUGACGAUUGGCUAUGGGUGUGUUAUACGUAACCUAGCCAGAGACGUUAGAACAGAUUGUAAUAUGACCAUGUUUACUAACGGAUCCGAGGUAUCAAGACAACGGUUUGUGAUGCCUAGUUACAGGACAUUGGAAUUGAAACUUUUCAAGGAUUCAUUCCGAAGUGUUUCGUCUGCGUCGUCCACUGAGGAAGGAACCCCUCCCAUCAUGAAAAGAAGUCGUCGCGUUCACAGAAUUCGACACACGAAUCCCGAGAAGAUUCGUCAGAACAAAGUCCGUGUAAUCAAGAUGCUAUUCGUGGUGGUUCUGGAAUUUUUUAUUUGCUGGACUCCCGUUUACGUCGUUCAGACGUGGAUGAUCUUUGAUUUUAGCAGCGCAUCGAAGCACGUGACACCUCUCAUCAAAACCUUUUUCCAUCUGCUGUCGUAUUUUUCCUCAUGUUGUAACCCAAUAACGUAUUGUUUCAUGAAUAAGAAAUUCCGCGAAGCCUUUGUACGGGUGUUCCAGUGUAAGAGUCCGACGCCGCCAUUGAAGGACAGGCGUAGAAAUACAGGACAGCUUCGUCUAGAUUCAAGACGUAGUGAAGCAUUUAAUCCAAAUUCUUCUACUUCCACUAAAAAUAGUUCCAUACGCCAAGUAGAUUACGACCCGAUUCAUGGAGCGGAUGAUUUCAACGAUAACUAAAACAAAAUUCAAUUCUGUACUAAAUUCAACCCUUUCACCGGUAUCAACUUAUAAUGACUGUUCCAUCCGUUUUACGUCAAUUCUCAUUUAGACAUUUUAAGACGGUAAUUAAUUAUGACGGAUGUGACGAACACAAAUGGAUAUGUGUGGAGGCUAUCAGUGUUUGAAAGAGGCAAGUCCUUAACUCAAUAUCAUCUAAAGUCUUCGACAUUGCGAACACGACAUAUUUGUCAAUUUAAAUUAACAUUGAUGUUGUUGUCUUACCGUGAAAAGAUGGGUUUCUGAUAUCCUAUAUUUAAGACACAAUCUAAAAUUUAAAAUUGGCACACGAAUCUCGUGCCGGAAUGCUUUCGAGCGCUAUUUGUAAUGAAGCGACUCGAUGAACAUAUCCCAGAGAAGAAUACUACCGGUGUAGACUGAAAUAGCACGACUGCCAUUCAAUUUGGACCCUUUGCGUAUUUCGCAGAACAUAAUUGAUUAGAAAUUACAGAAAAAAACCAGAAACGAUUGAAUGUAGAUCAGUUUAUAUACAUUUAAAUUACGCUGUGUCCAUUUCUCGGUGCCAAAGAAUAUGAUUUAGCGCCUUUAAGUCGGUCAAGUGUGAGUAAGGUCAGACAAUCGUAGUUUAAUGUCUCAGUGAGUAAGGUGUUGGCUUACUAACCAAGAAGUAUGGGGUUCGAUCCCGGUGUUGAUCGAUAAUGUUUCUCGUGAUUUCUUCUUGUCAGACGUGCAGGACGAAGAGGGCCUUACAAGAAACAACGUCUAGUCGUUCGGGUGAAAUCAAAAAGCAGAUCGUAGUCUCGCUAUCCGGUAAAUAUUUCCCUCGUAGCACACCUAUGGCAUCAGUCAGUCUUCAUUAUGAGGGUUGGUGCAAGGGAGUAGGACGUUAAGUCCCAUUUCAUUUAUAUUUAGCACGAAAUUAAUUACCAAUUUCUGACAAGGGGUUUAUUUGUCUUUUGGAGCGCAUGCCCGACAUCAAUACAUUUAAGACUUGUUUGCUAUACAUUCCAAUAUUGACAUUCAACAUUUUACCAUCUAGGUCGUUGGUACUAUAAUCGUUGAGUUAUCGCGUGGAACAAUAUCGGUGUUCUCUAGUUUGAUGUAAAAGCAAACUAGCUGAAUGUGAAACAUAUCUGGAUUCUGAUUUAGCCUCUAGCAAACACGGCCUAACAUAAAAUUGUCAAAUAUUUCGCGCUAUUUAGAACCAGUCAUACGAGAUUGGUCAAUGAUUAUGGAUCCUCCUUCAUUAGCAUGUUUUUUUUUAUUACUGACAAUCGUAAUUAGCAGACAUUUUCUAUCAUUUGAACCAAUGACAAAACAAAACAAAGUAUCGUGUACUCUUACUCUAUGCUCUCUCAUUUAACCCACAUUUUGUCAUAAAAGUUUACAGAAUAAUUUCGCUAGAUGUAAAAUCAGGAAAUUGUAUCAAAUGUUCUCGAAAGAGCAUUUCCUUACUCUUACACUACACAGGUUACUAAUUGGACUUGGAUUCUAGGAGCUAGGGUUACUCGGUAACAACAUUUAAUAUUGCGGCUGUAUGAAUAAUGUGCAUGCGGAUUUAAAUGGUAAAAGCUUAAAGCCUGACGUACGUCACCUAUAUUUGGCAACUCAGUUGCUAGCGUUAAAGUCAUUAUUCAUUGCCGUCAGAGUGGUGUGCUCACAGGUGAUAUGUUCCAGCAAUUAAUUGGGAAAUCAAAUAUAAAUUUCUUACAAAUUGCUUAAGAUAAUCGCUGAUUUCAGUUUAACGUGUAGGCGCGGAGGAUUUGCCGUUGGAGAGAGAGAGAGAGAGAGAGAGAGAGAUGGGUUUAACGUCCACUCGACACAAACUAGGUCAUUUCGGGACUAACAUGGUUUUAAUUUUAUUUCAAUAAUUCGCUUGCGCGUAUGGGUCUUUAGCAGUGGGGGGGGGGGAAACCGGAGGACCCGGAGAAAACCCACGAGGUUGGACAGGCGACCCUACUCCUUAUCACGUACAACCGGUGAUUCUUUGCCGUUGGAGCACUAGGGUAUGUUGGUUAAGAAUUGAAAAUACACUUCUUCAACUGUUUUAUUGCUUGGUAGGUAGAAACUUUGAGAGAAUGAUGAUCUUCAGACUCACAUUGUUAAAUAUAUUUUAACUUAAUAAUAUGUUCAUCUUUUGAGUUUAAACGCGUUUCUUGCGGAUUGCAUUGGUUUCAUGUGGUAUGUUUCAAGAGAACAAAUCAGCAGAUAUUAGCGGUUACACUUGUCAUACGGUAUAAAUCACGCUAGUCUCCAUCGCUCCAGUCACAUACGCCUGCGAAUACAUUGCCUCAUCCAACGAAUGAACAAUUAUAAUAUAAUAUGUUUUUUUUUUAGUUCAGAUCAAACUUGUAUACACCAGCGCUAGAAACGUUUAUUAGUUAUGUUAAUUAAAUAAAUAAUUUGAGUAAUAUAUGUGAGAGAGUGUCUAAGAGAAGGAGCACAGACACAAUUCAUUUUUAAAAAAAGAAGGUAUAUAUAUGUUUUAUAAAUAUGGUCUGUGAACUGAUCCAACGAACAAACAAUUACAAUAGUGCAAGCAGUAUAAUCAUGUUAUUAUUUGUUGAAUUUCAUUGUUCUGUUUCUUUGU
Patella vulgata (common limpet) is the source of this 3965-nucleotide messenger RNA. Its product is annotated as cholecystokinin receptor type A-like. The record is from RefSeq and is a predicted model, not a curated record. Bases 2 to 1375 code for a protein of 457 amino acids. Gene Ontology annotation, biological process: neuropeptide signaling pathway. Gene Ontology annotation, molecular function: neuropeptide receptor activity; gastrin receptor activity. The transcript is spliced from 3 exons. Lineage: Eukaryota; Metazoa; Mollusca; Gastropoda; Patellidae. Gene Ontology annotation, cellular component: membrane.